CUUCAGCGACAGGCAGGCAGUCUCCCCCUGGACAGCGGAUUGGAGACUCGGGCAACAGGCGGCAACCUACCACUGGGCCUUGGGCAACAGGCGGCAACCUACCACUGGGCAGGGGCCUCGGGCAACAGGCAGCAACCUACCACUGGGCAGGGGCCUCGGGCAACAGGUGGCAACCUACCACUGGGCAGGGGCUCGGGCAACAGGCAGCAACCUACAACUGGGCAGGGGGGCCUCGGGCAACAGGCGGCAACCUUCCACUGGGCAGGGGCCUCGGGCAACAGGCGGCAACCUACCACUGGGCAGGGGCCUCGGGCAACAGGCGGCAAUCUACCCCUGGGCAGGGGCUCAGGCAACAGGCAGCAACCUACCACUGGGCAGGGGCCUCGGGGACUGAACGGGACUCUAGCUGUGGAGACUGGCCACAGCACAGCUCCCACCCAGCUUUCUAGGGUCAUUGGGUUCAUGGGGACUCAACGGGUAGCGAUGGCUCAAGCACUCAGGGGCACCACAGGUAGCUAUACUCCGGGCAUGCCAUCAGGACACGGGUGGUCAGUGCACACUCAGGGCAGUUCGGAACACGGGUGGUCGGUGCACACAGCAGGCACAGUUCAGGACACAGGUUGUGGGUGCACACAGCCGGGAUAGUUCAGGACACAGGUGGUCAGUGCACACAACAGGAACAGUUCAGGAC
Staurois parvus is the source of this 691-nucleotide messenger RNA. The record is from the annotation of a GenBank genome assembly. Lineage: Eukaryota; Metazoa; Chordata; Amphibia; Anura; Ranidae.